Molecule: messenger RNA, 594 nt
Organism: Orbilia oligospora ATCC 24927
Lineage: Eukaryota; Fungi; Ascomycota; Orbiliomycetes; Orbiliales; Orbiliaceae
Exons: 2
Coding region: 1-594 (197 amino acids)
Cellular component (GO): nucleus; CHRAC
Molecular function (GO): protein heterodimerization activity
Source: RefSeq, a predicted model, not a curated record
AUGCCAAAUAAUACCAACUCAAUUCCUCCCAAACGCAAAGGCGAAUGGGAUGGCACUUCGUACCUCCCGCUCGCCCGCGUGCGUAAAAUCAUAAAACUAGACGACGACAUUGACGCCUGUACCCCGGCCGCCGCAUUCCUAAUCUCCGUCGCAGCUGAAGAGUUCAUCUGGCAUAUUGCCGAGCAAGCCCACAAGAUGACAAAAGUCGAGAAGAAACCGAGAAAAAAUAUUCAAUAUAAAGAUUUGGCAAAUGCAGUUGCUAGGAUUGAUAAUUUGGAGUUUUUGGCGGAUGUUAUUCCCAGGACUGUGCCGUUUGGGAAAGCUAUGAUGAAAAAGAUGGGGACGACGACGGUUAAGAAAAGUAGCUCCGGUGCUGGUGAAGGAAGGUCGAAGGGAAAUGGGGCGGUGAAGGGUGCUGUCGUGGAUGAUAGUGGCGAGGAGGGCGAGGAGGAGGAGGAGGGUUCUGAUGGUGGUUCUCCCAGUAGUGAGACUACACGGCUCAAGGACUUGCAUCUCUCCCAACCUAGCGGAUCGGGGACGAAAAAGGGUAAGAAGUCAUCACGAGACCACGAUGGGGACUUGACGAUGCAGUGA